Messenger RNA from Rhododendron vialii, 1716 nucleotides. RefSeq names its product small ribosomal subunit protein uS9m-like. Gene Ontology annotation, molecular function: structural constituent of ribosome; RNA binding. The transcript is spliced from 4 exons. Gene Ontology annotation, cellular component: ribosome; cytosolic small ribosomal subunit. The coding region runs from base 84 to 1316 and encodes 410 amino acids. Gene Ontology annotation, biological process: translation. Lineage: Eukaryota; Viridiplantae; Streptophyta; Magnoliopsida; Ericales; Ericaceae. The record is from RefSeq and is a predicted model, not a curated record.
ACUAAAACAGACUCAAAAACCCUUCUCUCUCCACCGGACCGGAGCUUCCCCUCUCUCUCUACUCCUCCCGUCCUCCGUCUACAAUGCUCAGUCGCCUCAUUUCCAGAUCCUCCUCCCACCUCCGUUUCCUAACCCUAAUCUCUUCCCCAACCCACUUCUCAACUCCCAAAACCCCAUUCACAAACCCUAACUCCAAUUUCCCCCUCUCCGCCCCCCGAUCUUUCUCCACCAAUCGAAACAACGACGGAAGCGAUUACCCCACUCCGAAGAUCGAUUUGUGGAAGCUCUCCACGGAUAAUGAAGAAGAAUCCGUGUUCGAAGAAGACGCCGGAGGAACUCUCGAAGGAAUCUCCGGCCAGGACGCGAAACCGGCGGAGGAGGAGUCGUGGUUGAGAUCUCCUGCGGCGGAUGGGGGCGACGCGGAGGAUGAUAUUUUCAAGGGGGUUGAGAAGGAGGUGGAGGUGGGGGGUAAGAGUGGAGAGCCGGCGACGGUGGACGGGCCGUGGAGUUUGGGGGGAGGAGAGGAUAAGGUUGAUGACGUGUUUGGUUUCGGCGACGACGACUUGUUUGAGCUGAGAAGGGUGGAAUUGGGUGAAAGAGUGGAGAUUGGGAAGAGUGAAGAGGAGAGGAGGCUUGAGGAGAAGGUUGAAGAGGAGAGGAGGCUUAAGGAGGAAGAGAAAGUGCUUUCUGAUGUACUCAAAGGUCCAAAUCGUGCAUUUGGUGACCUAGUUGCAGCAUCUGGUAUCACAGAAGAAAUCCUGGAUAGUCUGAUGGCUCUCAAGGAUAUGGAUGGCAUUAAAGGAUUGCCGCCUCUUGCAGAAAUAGAAGACAUGCGCUAUGCAAGAACUACACGAAAGUCGACAAGAGCUGAAAUAGAGCGCCAAAAACAGGAGGAAGUUGCCAAUGCAAGAGUGAGACAAGUGGAUGAAAAAGGGAGGGCUUAUGGCACAGGAAGAAGGAAAUGCAGCAUUGCCCGUGUUUGGAUUCAACCUGGAGAUGGUAGAUUUGUAGUUAAUGAGAAAGAGUUUGAUGUCUAUUUCCCAAUGCUUGAUCAUCGUGCUGCUCUUCUGCGACCUUUUUCUGAGACCAAGACUUUGGGUCUGUGGAACAUUGAUUGUACUGUGAAAGGAGGUGGUGUCUCAGGUCAAGUUGGGGCAAUUCAAUUAGGGAUCAGCAGAGCCUUGCAAAACUGGGAACCAGAUCUACGUCCACCUCUCAGAUCAGCUGGUUUCCUGACAAGGGACCCUAGAGUUGUGGAAAGGAAAAAACCGGGACAAGCAAAAGCCAGAAAGAGCUUCCAGUGGGUCAAGCGUUGAUUGAUGGCUGGAAGAUCUUAUUCGGACAGUUUUGAUCGACGCAUUGUCACAUUGCCUCCUUGCAGUAAGGUGUUGAUAUCCUAUCAGAUAACAUGUCAUCUCUCCUGUAGUGUAGCCUGUAAGCCAGAGUUCUUGCUGAUACUAUGCAUGCCAAUGAAGACUUCAUUUUCCUAAAGUAUGUGAUCACUCGAGCUAUUUUGGCCAAGAAAAUGUCUCUACCGGAUGAGCUUGUCGCUGUAUUUGAUGCCUUGAGGAUGUAGAUUUUUUUCGUUGCUUAUACUGUACCUUGCUUUGUUUGACAUUGACUUGAAAGGUUGCUUUGUUUGACGUCGACAUAAAAGGUUGUGUUGAAGGAAUAUCAAUUGAAUAAAAUUAUUGGGAAAUUGCUUCCUUUCUUCAA